Molecule: messenger RNA, 5816 nt
Organism: Neoarius graeffei (lesser salmon catfish)
Lineage: Eukaryota; Metazoa; Chordata; Actinopteri; Siluriformes; Ariidae
Gene: sytl5
Product: synaptotagmin-like 5
Exons: 17
Coding region: 465-2483 (672 amino acids)
Biological process (GO): exocytosis; intracellular protein transport
Cellular component (GO): exocytic vesicle; plasma membrane
Molecular function (GO): small GTPase binding; phospholipid binding; neurexin family protein binding
Source: RefSeq, a predicted model, not a curated record
UCCGUGCCCAAAUAGUGCCCAGAACACACACACACACACACCUUGGACUUCAUUACACUCGACUCGCUGACUUCACGGCAUAAACAGACAGACGACACGGGCAGAAUCUUCCUAAAGCCCGUGUAUGAGACUCAGAAACGCCGAGGUAGAUCAAAUGAGGCAGGAUCUUGGCCAGCAGGAGUGAACAGGCACAUCAGUGAAACAGCUGUUUGAACAGACAGUAUGGCUGCAAUCUUAUGUGGGUGAAAAAGAGCCAGUAAAAACUCUCAGCAGACUUCAAGCUCUGGAUCCCAUGAUGAAUCGCUCAGUGACUCAAGGGUCUCCUCACAGUGUGUAGUGGCCUUUCACAUAGAGGACUCUCAUGGCAUGCAUUAAAAAUUUGUUCUUAUUGGAUAUAUGCACUGGCCGAUCUGAUUAUUGGAGCCCCCAGUGAUUAAACACCGUGAUUGGACAACUGAAGUGCCAUGGCGAAGAGAACAGAAAUCCUGAACCUGUCCUUCCUCCAGGAGCAUGAGCGAGAGAUGAUCCUCAGCGUCCUGCAAAAAGACGACAAACUCCGAAAACGAGAGGAGAAGCGCAUCAGAAAGCUGAAGAAUGAGCUUUUGGAGCUGAAGCGACGUGGGCGGCGUGGUAACCCAGAGCAGAGGGAGUGUGGUGUGUGUCUACGUGCUCUGGGUCUGAUCCUCCAGAGGGGCAGUGUGUGUUUUGAGUGUCACCGUCGUGUCUGCAGUUACUGCACAGCCAUCAGAUCAAACAGCAGUAACACCAAGUGCACUGUCUGUGCCAAAUCUGCGGAGCUGAAGGUGGUCACAGGCGAGUGGUUUUUGGAAGAACGGGCCAAACGCUUUGAACACACGACAGUCCCUAGCAGUGAUGUCAUCAAACAAUCUAUACUUAAAAGUGUUCCAGAUGGACAGUCUGGCCAGAACAAGCUUUCCUCGUCAGGACUGGACCGGCCAGCCACGCCUCAUUCUGAACGGUCAGCCUCACCCCAGUCUGAGAAGAGCGUUGGCCGGUACAUUGGCAAGAAGAAAGGGACCAAACCAGUGGCUGUUGAGUCAUCAGGAUUACCAACGACACCAAAUAACUUGCGCUCACACCCAGGCCGGGCACCGUCACAGGCUGAAGGAAGGAAAAGGCCUGAUGGGGCUGAGAGUGUGUGCAGUGCACACAGGAGUGACAGUAUUCCUGAAAAUAUCAGCAUUGAAGGGAAGCGAAAAGACUCAGGCACACCCUCGAUCGCUGUGUCCAGAGCCUCUCUUUCAUCAGACCGCAGUCGCUCCGAAGUCGAUCUCAGUAAUCUAAGUGAUGGGUUUAGUAAUGACCUCUUGCCUGGCCGCUGCCGCUCAGUUCCUGGGCUCAAUGAUGGCGACUCAGAUGAAGACAUCGAUGCUCUGAUGUCUGCUCAUUACAAAACCACCCGCAGUGUCAGCAGUGCUCAAUCUGUGAGCAGUCUGAACAGUAUUAUGAGCGUGUACAGUGAGAUGGGUGACUAUGGCAACGCGCGCGUUUCUGGAGAGAUCCUGCUGAACAUCUCCUACAGCUAUAAAACAGGAGCACUCAACAUUCUAGUGCGAGAGUGUCGCUGCCUAGCAACCGGAGACGACCGGAGACAGCGGACUGACCCUUAUGUUAAAACCUACCUCUUACCAGACAAGUCACGCCAGAGUAAACGAAAAACCAGCAUCAAAAGCAACACCACUGACCCAGUAUUCAACGAGAACCUGAGGUAUGUGGUGAGUCAUUCCCAGCUGGAGACACGUACUCUACAGGUUUCUGUGUGGCAUCAUGACCGCUUCGGACACAACACCUUCUUAGGAGAGACGGAGCUUACCUUUGACUCCUGGGAAUUUGACAAACAGAUAGAGGAUUGGUUCCCUUUGCAACCAAGAGCUGAGUGCUCUACAGACUCUUUGAUGCAGUAUAAGGGUGAGCUGACUGUGGUACUUAAAUACAUUCCUGCAGAGAGGAACCUUUCACUGCCACUGGACCAAAUACAAGUGAAAAGAGGUUUUCUGAAAGGGAAAAAGAGUAUCACUCUGCCAAAAGGAGGCAUGGUAGAGCUACUGGUUAAAGAAGCCAAAAACCUGACAGCUGUCAAAUCAGGCUCUUCUGAUUCAUUUGUCAAAGGGUACCUGCUGCCUGAUGACAAGAAGAGCACAAAACACAAGACUGCAGUGGUGAAGCGUUCGGUGAACCCACGCUGGAAUCACACCUUCACCUACUGCGGCCUGCAGCAUAGUGACCUGGACAGUGUGUGUCUGGAGCUCACUGUCUGGGACAAAGAGCCACUUGCCAGCAAUGUCUUCCUUGGGGGAGUACGACUAGGAGCUGGGACCGGUCUGAGCUAUGGGAAGGAGGUAGACUGGAAUGAUUCCUAUGGCGAGGAGCAGCGACUAUGGCAACGCAUGAUUGACAACCCAGAGGUUCCACAGGAGUGCACACUGAUGCUGAGGUCCAGCAUGGCCAAGAGAAAGACAUAGAGAAAGAGGUGCAGAGGGAUGGAUCUGUGUCUUGCAAUAUUCAUUGAAAGCUACUCGUCACCUUAUAGAAAAGUGCACUUUGCAUAUGCAGAUAGAUGCUGCGUUAUGAUACAUGCAGAAACAUUGUCCUUGAGAUUAGCUUUGAUUUGAUCCCUAUAUUUUAAGAGCCAGAUAUUCACAAACACAGUCUUGUUGUCUAUAUGAACACCCUGUCCUUCAUCACGGUGCCUCUUCACUACACAAGCAUGCAUCAAUCAUGCACAAAUAUAGCCAGCAUCACAACAUAUAUAACUUCAUCCAAGGUCAUGACUGGCAACAGCACAAAGACUAUCUUAAAAGAUGAAAAAAUAAUAAUAAUACUCUCACACACAUUUGUGUUGGCACAAACAAUUGUAUUCAAAGUGCACACAAAUUAGAUAAACUAUAAACAAGCGAAGCACUUUCACUGCCACUCUCAUAUAGAUAGAAAACGACAGUUCUUCUUUUAGUGCAAAUUUAUUGUGAGAUGUCCGUCUCCAGUGCUGUUGUAGCGAUGAGAUAGAAAUCAAGCACACCUCAGUGAUUCAGUACAUGUCUCUCCAGUAGUGCAUGCCUGAAGAGUGUUCAUUGAGCAUUAGAUCUGAGCUGCUCUACCUCAGGCUGUCUUCGUGUCCAGAGUAAUAGUGGGCAAUAUGACUAAAAUAUUAUAAUACUUAUAGACAUUUCUAUUAUAAACAAUACAUAAAACAUAUAAAUUUGCUAACAAACUGCCAGCAAAACAGUGAAACAUGUUAAAACAGAGCUAAAUUAUAUUGUUAUUUUAAUGUCUACAUAUGACGGUGUUGUUUGGUUGUUCUCCACUUGUCCAAGUCAGUGUGCUGGCAGGUUCACCAGUUUCCUCCUACUUCUCAAAUAUAUGGCAGAAGGUGGGCUGGCUAUAAUGCACUUAGGCGUGAAUGGGUGUUUAUGUGGAUGGUACCUUGUGAUGGACUGGUGUCCCAUUCAGUGUGUAUUCCUGCUUUGUACCCAGCAUUCCCUAGGAUAGGCUCUGGAUCCAUAACUGCCCUGACUGGGAUAAAACAUUCAUUGAAGAAGAACGUAUUAAAAUGAGAAAUUAUUUUUAAUUUGAAAUAAAUUUAAAUUAUUUAAUUUUAAACAUUCAGUACCAAAUUGUGAUGUCAAGUCAACUCCUUCCAAUCAGUUUAGAAUUGUUUUUAUAAAGUUGUGGAUGUUAGAAAAAGAUGAUGAUACCUGUGAUAUCUCUGAAAAGUCUACUGUGACAUAAUUCAUUCCCGUAAUGCUGUAUAUAAUGUUGUCACACUGCAUCAGAGGUAGCCAGCCAGAAUGAUUCAUGUCUCAAGUGUUUAAUUUGUUCAGUGUUCUAAAGCUGAGUGAGUGAAAGAUGUAUGUAGACACUCCUGUGUAAGUAUUUUGGAAACGUUUACACAAAGUACGCACAUACUUUGGUCAAGUCAGGUAGAUUACUAAUCCUGUUCAUAUACACAUAUAAUGGGAUGAAAUAUUGUGCCUCGAAAAUUAAAGUGCAACAUACAAAACUCUACAAAGUCUCCAAACCCGCAACUACAUAAAGUAAAAGUAAUGUGACAAGGGUAAGACAAAAUCAUUGUGCAAAUGUGGAAUUCCAGGAAAAAAGUGUAGCACAAUAUUACAAAUACACAGGAUGGUGCAGGGAAUGACACUGUACAUACUAACCGUACAGAACAGCAAGAACAGCAUCAGGGUAAACUAGAUAGCACAAUUGUUGUGGGAAAGUGUGUGAUAAUAUACCAUCAUACAGAAGUAACAGGAUCAACCUGCUCCUGAAAGUCUCUUUUUUGACAGAAUUUUGUUCAAGCCCUAAACCCACACACCUGAAAUCAGUGGUUAACAAGUGUUGUUUUUUUAACUUUGUUAAAGUGAUAAAUCACAAUCCAUUAUUAUCAAAGCUAUUAUAUUUAUUAUCGUGUUAUCCCCUUUGACUGGCCACUUGAAUUUGUUCAAUGCAAACUUCAAUAACUCAAACAAAUAAUUCAUAAAUAAUUUCAACAAAGGCCUAAUUUUUCUGAUCAGUAGAAUGAUUAGGAGUAAAAGGUUAUGUGGUUCCAAUAACCUUUUGGUACACAUUUUAGAAAAUUAGCAUAUUUAACAGUUAUUCCACGAAAUCGAGUCGUACAUGAGCUGAUAGCCAAUGUAUGAUGAGAUUGACUGGAAUAACUGUUUUAUUCUAUGCACAGUCACUGGAUUUUGAGAAACGGAGCAUUUUUAUUUUUUGCAAAUUUGACAAAUAAAAACUUUAUACAAAACGUCUGACAAAAUCAUUUCCGCUUAGAAUGUAAACAAACCAACAAAAUGACAGUAACAAUUUGUGAAAAAUGCUAUAAUAAUUCUUGAAAAAUAAAAAAUCUCUUACCAUGAAAUACUUUUAUUCCAUAUUUUGUUGCUUUUUUGUAUUUUUUGGGGAUUUUGUUUUCGAGUUUUUAUUUUGUCCUCAGUUGGUUCAGCAACAUGCGUCGUCAUUUUAUUUUUCUCUACUCACAGGAUAUGAGCUGAUAUCCUAGUAGUAGAGUAGCCAAUCAGAGAGCACGAUUGCCCAUAUCCAGUGAAUGUGGAUAGAAUAAUAUGUGAAUAGUUGGAUCAUGUUUGUAGAGAGUCUGUAAAUUUUAAUUUUUCAGUUAAAGGGUCCCUGGCUGCAAAAUGCUUGCGAACCCUUGCUGUAGAUAAUCUUGAUUCACUGGAUCAGCUCUGUUGGAUUAUAGAUUCUAAAGUAUUUUCUAUAGAAGGCUAGAUCUCCAGAAAGAUAGAUGGUGAGCCCUGUUCUGGAGUAUAUAGAUAAAUCACAAUGAAAGACAUAAGUGCAGUUUGGAAAAUGAUAAAAUGAUGAGAAUUGUGGUAGUCGUGGGACUUAUUUUAAUAUAAAGGCUGAUGUUGAAGCACACAACCCAGAAACACUGACCCAUGGAUUUGAAGAAUUGUACACAAUUUCCACAUGGACCCUCAAAAAUUGUGUGAGGUUGAAGAGGAUUUGAUGAACAAGCUGUCAUUUGUAUUGUUAGUCCUUCAUUCUUGUUUGUAACAGUAAGCCUUAAAAACAAGACAUAGCAUCACUUCUCAAAUAUAACUGGUGUCAUAUUCACUUGUGUAGUGUUUAUAAGGCUUUCUAAGUAGCAAGGUAUGACUUCUGUGUGUUAAAUGUUAAGUCAGUGUGUUUAUUGCCUGACUGUGAAGCAUGUUCAGUGUGUAUGUGCACAUCGUCAGCGCUGAGCAGGGAGAUUGCUCAGGAAUCUGCUUACAGAGAUUGUUUAUGCAUCUUCAGAUACCCUUAGGCAGUAAACAAUAAACUAUAUUAACCUCUCA